AUGGCACCGGCAUAUGCAAAAAAGACUUCGCAGUUGCUGCUCUCCUCAGACAGCUCCUCCAGCAGUGACUUACCGUCCAGCCCCUCUGACACCAAAGGAAAGUCGGCAACUCGAGGGCAGCAAUCACCAGAAAAGCGAGGCAAGCUGCCACUCGCCCCGAAGGACACGAAUGAAGGAGCGCUGCCUCGUCAGGAUGUUCCGCCCAAAUAUCCGAAUGGGACUACAAAAAGGCCGCCACCUGCUCCCACAGUGGAUGCAUUGGGCUCCCUGUUUGUCCCGGGAUCUCCACAUAGGCGUCCUAAGGACAGCCCGGGAGAUCGCGGACUUCCAGUAGAGGAUCCACUCUUAGCUUUUGACUCCCCUUCACAGGCAGUGCAGCGAAUCAAAAGCGCAGUCAUCACGAGGGCUCCAAGUGGCAGGAGUUCGGAGGCACGAGAUGUGAAAAGUGCUUCAGCGGAGCUACCGAAGGGACUCUACCAGCCACUUAGUCGGCAGGCCUCGAAGCGGGUGGCCUCAACACCUCGUGAGGCGGCGUUUGCUCGCAAGCCAUCAGGCCUACCCGUCAGGAGCAGGCAGAGCAUCGGAUCACGUAGAAAAAUUGACCAGGCGGAUUCUCCCCGGUCCGGAAAGUUGCUUCCAUCCUCUCCAAGACCGCAGAGUUCGGAUGAUGGUGGCAAUCUAGUUACUCCUCGGCGGAAUGGAGGGGGAGAGCAAGACGCCUCAACGAAGGUUUUGCAGAAGAAAAACUCCGAAGAUGCGUGGACGACGCUUCCUCGAAGGGAGGCCCCUUCAAGGAAUAACAGCAGAGACGGGGGACCCCAAGGACGAGCUCAAGCUGCCAAGGCGGAGAAACGAACGUCCGCUGCUGGCCCUCCAGUGACGCGCAAAUCUUUAGUUUUGUCCAAGCAACAGCCGAAACUCCCGACGGGGAGGUCGGAGGCAGAUGCGACACCGUGGUCUGACGAGGGUUCGGAGAGGCUAGGCGUCUCGAAGCCCCAGGAAAAGGCUCCAAAGAAGCUCGUCUCCGCAGGUACGGAUGCUCGUUUGUCUCCAAGAAUUAAAUCAUCAGUUGAUCCGGGUGUCGUACAAGACCUUGAGGGUCGCCUUGCCAAGUCGAACCGCCGAAUAAGCGAGCUGGAGGCUCAAGCAGCGGAAGCUAAAAGGCUCCACACCGAAGAGCUUGAACGUCUGCGACUAGAAUACAAAGUUAAGGUUGCUGAAGAAGCGCAAAAGGUCAGGAGUGAGCGCGAAGAGGCGAUGGAGAGGCUUCGGAAAGAAGAGAAGAGCAAGCUCGAAGAAGUUCAAAAGCAAGCUCUAGCACGCCAAAGUAGUAUGAAGAUGCGGUGUGACGCGUCAGUACGCGAGUUGAAAGAGAAAAUUGAAGCAUUGGAGAACCAGCUCAAGACGAAAUCGCAGGACUUCGAGCGCGAGCGAGUCGAUCUUAUGAGGUCAUUUGAAGAUAAACGCAAGCACGACUUACAGGCACAAGAGAACGAGGUGAAGACGCAUCAGAAAGAACUGAAGAACAAGGAGUCAGAAUUAAUGGAACAACAAGGCAGAGUGCAGGCUCUUACUGCAAGCAUGCAGACUCUCACAACUUCGUUAGCUCAGAUGAAGGAACUGAAUGACAUAUCAAGAACGGCAACGCAAGCACUGGAAGAGAAAGCAAAAACACAGGCUGCAUUUAUAAACACACUGAUGAAGAGGGAAGAAAAUCUGCGCGCUCAGGCAGCAAAGCUAAUGCCAGUAAAAGAAGCGAAGAGGCUUGCAUUCCGGGCGCUGCUCAAAGGAAGAGCGGUGGAGAUGAUUUCACGAGCGUGUAUGCCAACAGACGCCAGCCUGUGGAACAAGGCGUGGGCUUUCCAACAGCUUGUUGACCUCAUAGGCGGCGCACGCGGGUCCAAAGAAAGGCGGCAAGACGCAAUUGAGUCAAGGCUUAUGCAGUUCCGUAAGGAACAGAUGUUCCUUAUGGCGGAAAACGAAAGACUUAUGGCAAAAGUUGCUGAGCUGCAACAAGAGGGAAUAAACCAGAGGCAAAGCAAGGUUGCUCUAAUGGAGCAGGCCCUCAUUGGAGAUGCUUCGAGCGGUCCAAGUAGUGCAACAAAUAACAACAGUGGAUGUCCAGGCCAUGAACCCGCUCCUCGAUUUCUUGUAGUGUGUAUUCAACACUUAGUUGAUAAAAGGCGGUUGUGGGCAUUUUUAAGGCUCCAGAAGGUGACCACAGAAGCUGAGUCGAAUACGACAAUAGACAAGCUCCAGAAGAGAUUCAAUGAAUUGCGAGUAUCGGCUUACAAGGAAAUGGCGGCGAGAAUCGGGAUUUUUAGGCUUGUAGCGUUCAUAAAGUGCCUGCGUCUCCGAGCAUUGUUCUGUUCCUUCUUCAACCUUGCCAUGAAUGCAAAACAGCUCUCUUACGACGAAGCGUUGAAGAAAGCAGAGCAAAUCCGAGUUCCCUCAGAUCCGUUCACAAAAGAAUCAGUUGCACCUGAAUUUCCAGUUACAGGGGCGUACACCAAAACGGAUAAUGCGCGGCUGGAUCUCAACGUUCCUUUGGCACAUCAGCCACACUACUAUCGUCAGUUGCCGUCCGUACGAAAUCCACCUCGCGGACGUAACAUGUUCGUCCCAAUGAUUGACCCCAGGCCACCAGUGCAGGGCUACUUGCCACAUCCUGGGUACUCACACACCCCACUAUCGCUCGGCGUGCCACCUUUCGUAGCGAAGGGCCGACCACCAGGAAGCAGUGUGGGUGUCCCAAAUGCUUUCCCUUCGGGGCCUUAUGAUGCAACACAGCCAGUAGACGAGCGAGGGGCAGUAUUCCGUAUGAGGGGAGCACAGCAGGAUCUGAGGAGGAUCAUGAUGGAAAAUGCUGGUGACAAAGUGGGAGCACGCAUCGUCGGAAGAAAGUAA
Molecule: messenger RNA, 2907 nt
Organism: Eimeria mitis
Lineage: Eukaryota; Apicomplexa; Conoidasida; Eucoccidiorida; Eimeriidae
Product: tola protein., putative
Exons: 6
Coding region: 1-2907 (968 amino acids)
Source: RefSeq, a predicted model, not a curated record